CAAAACAAAUAUUGGGAUUGUCAAUAUUCAAAAAGUUUAAAGAACGAACGAACAUACAUACAUAACAAUGUCCGAUUCAGAAGAUGAUUAUAUGUCUGUGAAGUUUUUAGUAGACAGCAACGAUGACGUACGUCCAAGCCUUCUAUACAAUAGAGAAAAACGCAAAAUGGAUUUAUUUAAGAAAAAAAUCGACUCUUCUAAUAAACGACAAAAAUCCACGCACGAAAUUGAAAAAGAAAAAAGAGCUAUAGGACUAAACACAGCGAUAUCGAACGAGAACAUAGGCUUUAAAUUAUUAGAAAAAAUGGGGUACAAACAAGGCGAGAGCCUCGGUAAAAAUAGAAGCGGCAUUAAGGAGCCCAUCGAUAUAGUUAUUAAACAAGGUACCUCCGGUGUUGGUCGUGAAUCUCACAUAAAAGAAGUCGUUAGUAAGAAACAACAACAGAAGAUCAGAAACAUUAAGCAAUAUGAGACACAAUUCAAAUUAGCUAACAAGGAAAGGCAAAAUCUAUCCCAAAUUAGGAGAGACUUUUUCAAAGCUCAAAAAAUAUGCGAGGAAUUAGAUUUUAGAAAUAAAGUCAAUGAUCCAGUACAAGAUUUCUUUUGGACCAAAGAAACGAUAAAAAAACGUAGGAAAAUCGAACGAAAAGAAGAUUUUGAUGAUACAGAUAGUAGUAGUGAUGAUGAAGAGUUCGAUUCCUAUAUAUCGGAGGAAAAUUUGUUUCUUUUAAUAGACUACUUGAGGACAACACAUUUGUACUGCAUCUAUUGUGUCAUUACAGGUAUUGAUAUUAGGGAUCUUGAAGAGAACUGUCCGGGGCCCUAUAGAUUAGACCACGAUGAUGAAUAACAUUUACUUUACAUUGUAUGUUGGUUAACUUUGAUUUGUUCCAUUCUAACAUUACUUUCAAAAUAAAAAUAUCCUACACAGGUUUAAAUUACAUCCAACCAUUGUACUAUAAUAAGAGGCUAUUGAACUGUAUAUAAAUAACCUAUUAAUUCCUACAAGUAGAAAUAUGUAUAUUUAUGUAGAAAACGAAAUAAAACAUAAC
Messenger RNA from Phyllotreta striolata, 1052 nucleotides. NCBI's taxonomy places the organism in Eukaryota, Metazoa, Arthropoda, Insecta, Coleoptera, Chrysomelidae. The record is from the annotation of a GenBank genome assembly.